UUCUCGAUCACAACUUUAAUUAAACAUUUAUUUGAACUCGCGAUCAGUCAAUAAUCACCUCGAAGACGAAAACCGGCCAAACACCCGAAGGUUAGUUGCGGAUUUGCAAUUUUGCAACAUCAACUUUUUCAAAACACGGCAACUCAACGUGACCUGACCUUAUCCUAUCAGAUCGAUUCAAUUCCAGUAAGAUUCCUUUGUUUCAUUAAUUUAAUCAGUUUGGAUCACAAACCCUAGAUAUCACAAUUCCAAUUUGAUCACCAACACUUAUGGAUGAUUAUCAUUGACCAAACAAAUCAUUCAUAUUUCUAUAUCUCCAAGACUCCAACCAGUCCACCACACUGCCGAUUACCUUGUUACUGAGCCCUAAUCUGCUCUCGUCAGUUGGAUUACUAUUUCUUGUCUUUGUGUUAAUCUCAAUCGAACAAGUAUGAAAGACAAGAAGUCUGCAAAAGCAAGCCUUCAACAUAAACAACAUCAGAACGGCCACAUUUCUCCAUUUAAGUUUGCGAAAUUGCUUGAUCCGGAAGCAUCUUGGGACAAGGACCAAUUAGGAGAUGUACUUCACUGGAUUCGGCAAAUUGUAGCUGUUGUAUGUGGGUUGCUAUGGGGUGCCAUUCCUUUGGUAGGGGGUAUCUGGAUUCUUGCAUUUCUGUUGAUUUCUUCUGGUAUCAUAUACGGGUAUUAUGGAGUCAUACUUAAGCUUGAUGAAGAAGAAUUUGGUGGACAUGGACCUCUUCUUCAAGAGGGACUUUUUGCUUCAAUUACUCUCUUUCUGCUGGCGUGGACUCUGGUAUACAGCUUGGCACACUUCUAACUGUAAUCUCUUGUUUUUGUAUUCCCAUUAUUGAACUUGAACUUCAAAUUUUUUAUUUCCUUGAUUGUGCAAUAUUUUUUAGUAGUUGGAUUUGGAUUUUGAAGU
Molecule: messenger RNA, 922 nt
Organism: Lactuca virosa
Lineage: Eukaryota; Viridiplantae; Streptophyta; Magnoliopsida; Asterales; Asteraceae
Source: the annotation of a GenBank genome assembly